AAAAACACACAGAAACUAAAACCAAAAUGGCUUCCAUAACUUCUGCUUCCCUAUGCUCCCUGCUCUUUCUAUUGCCUUUUCUUUUGCUACAACUUUCAGACUUGCAUGUCUCAGAAGCACAAAAUGUACCUAUAGCCAAGGGACUCUCUUUAACUUUCUUCGACACUACUUGCCCCAGAUUGGAAUCCAUUGUGAGGAAGCAACUCGAGAAAGACUUUGCUGAAGAUAUCGGCCAAGCUGCUGGCUUACUUCGCAUGCACUUCCACGAUUGCUUUGUUCAGGGCUGCGAUGCAUCUGUAUUGCUGGAUGGUUCGGCCAGUGGACCUAGCGAGCAGAAGGCGCCUCCAAAUCUGAGUCUAAGGCCCCAGGCAUUCAAAAUUAUCGAUAACAUUCGCAGACAAGUGCACAGACGUUGCGGUGCCAUUGUGUCAUGCGCUGAUAUCACCGCUCUCACCGCCCGUGAUGCAGUUGUUCUGUCCGGUGGCCCAGACUACAAAGUACCACUAGGAAGACGCGAUGGACUCAACUUCGCAACAGCACAGGCCACACUAGACAACCUUGUUGGUCCAUCUGCCAAUACAACUGAAGUCCUCCGUCGUCUGGCCAGGAAAAAUCUAGAUGUAACCGACACUGUGGCGCUCUCGGGUGCCCACACCAUUGGUCUAAGCCACUGCAGUUCAUUCACCAAUCGUCUAUACCCGCAAGACCCAACAAUGGACCAAACAUUUGCCAAAAACCUGAAAACCUCGUGCCCUCAAAAUGCACAAGUUGAUGCCACAGUAUUCCAAGACAUUCGGACUCCAAAUGUGUUCGACAACAAGUACUAUGUUGAUCUCAUGAACCGACAAGGCUUGUUUACUUCGGACCAAGAUUUGUAUACGGACAGCAGGACUCGAGGCAUUGUGACGAGCUUUGCAGUUAACCAGACUUUGUUUUUCGAGAAGUUUGUGAUCGGCAUGUUGAAGAUGGGGCAAUUGAAUGUAUUGACGGGAACUCAGGGCGAAAUUCGGGCCAAUUGUUCGAUGAGAAAUUCGGAUAAUACAUUGUUGUCUUCGGUUGUGGAUGUGGCUGAGGAGGCUGGCCAGCUUAUAGGCUUUUAGGAGAGUACAAAGUUGAAUACAUGCGCAUGUUCUGCUAGUGAAAGAUCAGAAUAAACCUUGUGAAAGGGGCUAAUUAGUUUAGUUUUGUUGUACUUUAAAUCCAAACUUUGAGGAUGAAUGUUUUUCAUGUUGGAAUUUAAGAGGUGGUGCAUCGCUUAUGUAAGGUUAUAUCUAAUAAAUUGUAAUUUAUUUGCA
Daucus carota subsp. sativus is the source of this 1295-nucleotide messenger RNA. Its product is annotated as peroxidase 12. The coding region runs from base 27 to 1100 and encodes 357 amino acids. The record is from RefSeq and is a predicted model, not a curated record. Gene Ontology annotation, biological process: hydrogen peroxide catabolic process; response to oxidative stress. NCBI's taxonomy places the organism in Eukaryota, Viridiplantae, Streptophyta, Magnoliopsida, Apiales, Apiaceae. Gene Ontology annotation, molecular function: peroxidase activity; heme binding. The transcript is spliced from 3 exons.